Macrobrachium nipponense is the source of this 852-nucleotide messenger RNA. RefSeq lists its product as uncharacterized. The transcript is spliced from 3 exons. The record is from RefSeq and is a predicted model, not a curated record. NCBI's taxonomy places the organism in Eukaryota, Metazoa, Arthropoda, Malacostraca, Decapoda, Palaemonidae. The coding region runs from base 1 to 852 and encodes 283 amino acids.
AUGUUCAAGAAUGGUGGGCACGAAAUGCGGCAGAAAGUAGCAAAAGAUAAGGAGGAGGCAAAGAAAAGAUGGGAAGAGUCACAGUUAAUGAAAGACAGAGAUAGGUUCAGAGAGAAAAACAAAGCGGUGAAAAAGGUAGUAGCCCAAGCUAAAGCAAAGUCAUAUGAUGAUGUGUAUAAUAAGCUGGGGACAAAAGAAGGAUUAAAGAAGAUGAUCAAACUAUCAAAGGCGAAAAAUAAGAGCACCAAAGAUAUUACACAUAUCAAACAAAUAAAAGAUCAAGAUGGUGUAGUACUUAGAAAGAAGGAAGACAUUGUGAAGAGAUGGAAAGAAUAUUUCGAACAUUUGUUAAAUGAAGAAAAUAAUAAACUAAUAAGAGAGGUACUAAAUACACUGAAGAAGAUGAAGAAUGGGAAGGCAACCGGACCAGAUAUGAUUCCAGUGGAAGCAUGGAAAGCAUUAGGAGAUGAAGGAGUGGAUAUACUGUACGAUCUUAUGAUAAAGAUCCUUGAACAGGAAAAGAUACCAAAUGAGUGGCGUGAGAAUAUAUUGAUCCUAAUUUUUAAAGGGAAAGCCGAUGUCCAAGAGUGUGGUAAUUAUAGGGGCACUAAAUUGAUGUCCCGCACUUUGAAGAUACUGGAAAGGAUGAUAGAUGCUAGACUGAGAGAAGAAGUACGAAUAGAGAGCGGGGAAGAUCUGGAAAUGAAAUUGGAAAGAUGGAGACAAGCACUGGAGGUCAGAGGAAUGAGAAUAAGUAGAUCUAAGACAGAAUAUAUGUGUACCACCGCUGAGGGGGAUGAUAGAGAAAGUAUUCAGCUUGGUGGAGAGCAAAUAGAGUUGGUUUUAAUAUAA